Microplitis mediator is the source of this 2629-nucleotide messenger RNA. RefSeq lists its product as uncharacterized. The transcript is spliced from 6 exons. The record is from RefSeq and is a predicted model, not a curated record. The coding region runs from base 1162 to 2286 and encodes 374 amino acids. NCBI's taxonomy places the organism in Eukaryota, Metazoa, Arthropoda, Insecta, Hymenoptera, Braconidae.
ACCUGACAAAAUUAUCAACAAAAGUCAUCGUUGCCUCAACUACACCUGAACUUCCGCUCACAGAAAUGGAUCUUUAAGCGGGAAAUUUCAAUUUCUUAGAAUCGAUAAAGAAUAUGAUAAAGAAUUUGGAACAUAAAUUCUUGAAAUUAAUUACUUUCACGAUAACUAGAUAGCGUCAUUAGCAGAAUAUUUUUUCUUAGAGUAGGAGAGCCUAAAAAAAAUUUACAUAAUAGCUGUUUUUAUAUUCACGAAAUAGUAGCGAAUAUCACAAUUUUUUUUUCUCCGCUUAACUGUAAACUUUAUUUUAAAAAUUUAUUUCAAGUGCGACUUUGAUAUAAUAAAAAAAAUUUUCUUGGAAAACUCGAAUUGAAAAAAAAGAGCAAUUGUGCCAGUAAUUAAUAACCAAUUUUAAAUAAAAAAAAUUGUUUAAAAAUUGAAAGUGUACGCUACUUUAACCAGUUGUUGAUUUAAUCUGGUUCUCUUUUAAUCCAGAGUACUAAUGAAUUUAAUUAUUAUAAAAUAUUAAAUUAUUAAUGAAAAAAUAAUUGUUUCACAUAAUGAUUUUAAUAAGUAAUUGAAUUAACGGCGUCACGUACAUUAAAAUUAACGAUGAAUAAAUUAUCUAGGUACAGUAAAACGUCUUGAGCGCUUCGCCCUUGAGGUGAGAAAUUUAUAUAGAUAAUCAAGAAACAUGUUGGUAUUGUACGCCAAUCAUUAUAUAUUAUGUUUCUUAAAUAUUUAAUUACGCUAAUGUAAAUAUUUCUACAAGUGAUCUUAAAUAUUUUCGUACGAAAACGCUUCUUUUUUUUUAGUAUUUAAGUAACGACGAACAACUUUACCGAGUUAACAUCAUUUGAAUUAAAUGUAUAUAUAUCCUUCGAUUAAUACAGUUAGUUGAAUAAAUCAAACAAUUAUAAAAUUGAUAAUUAUGAUUUGUUAUAUACUGGUGUCAAUUAUGAAAAUAAUACACAAGAUAAAUAUGUACCCGGGUUAUUUUUACAUUUCCAUGUUAUCAUACGACACGAAGUAAUGUGUGAGGAUACUAAAAUUAUAAAACCCAUUGAAUUUAAAAAUAACUAAGUUUAAAUUUAACUUUUCCUUAUAAAUAAUUGCUCUACUCAAAGAAAAAAAUUAUUAUCGAAUUUUAUAAUUAAAUUGACAAUGACUCAUCACUUUGAUUCGGAUGGAAUUUCAAUUGGGAUUUUUCUACUAAUUAUUCAAAUCAGCAUAUCAUUAGUAUCAUCGCAAUUAGUUGUAAUUCAGAAAGGAGAUCCAAAAAACUGGGGCAAAGGCUCAUUCACGUAUUUUAAUAGAAUUUACGCAUUUGCUACAAUGGAAAACUCAUUGCAUCACGAUGGAUAUUGUACUGGUGAUUGCAGUAGCUUCGAUGAUAAUUUCAGGUAUGGUGAAACCGAUUUAUGCCGUGGAAUUGUUCAUAAAUGCUGGGUCCAUUUAGAAUCUCAAGAACGAAGGAAAGCAGUGGAAGACUUUGUUAAUACUAUCAAUGAUAGGGGAAAAUGGAAAGGAUAUUCAAACAGAAGUGAAAUAAUUGCAGAUCUGGAAUAUAAAUUGGAUCAUACUGGAAAUGUUUGCGCAUGUUUAUGUGAACGAAAUUUUUCAGCUAGUUAUAAUUUUCGCGGCAAAUUACUUGACUCUAUUUGUUAUGAUCCAAUUUCAGUGGAUCUCGGAUAUGUGGCGACAGGAGUCAGAUUCAAAAGAUAUGAGAACCGAAUUCAUCUUGAACUCCGACAAGGAAUGCUAGCAAAUGGACGAAUUAAUCCAAGCACCGUAAGAUGGAAAAAAACGAGUAAAUGUAAUAUUGCGAAACCAGUAGUUUAUAAUUUCAGAGGUAUUCUUUACAAAGGUUUAAAAUUUGUAUUGCAAGAUAUGAUUUUACCAUACAAAGCAGUUGUUACAGGAGUAACUAUUGGAAGAUCAAUACGCGGACGAUUUGUUUCUAAAAAUGGAGAUAUAAAAGAUUCUCGAUUUCGAAUACAUAAACCAAGUCAAUGUCGUGGGAGGAACCAGAACGUGGUGCCAAAAUACCGGCGUCUCCUGCCUCCUGUAGCUCAUCUAGGAAAUAAUGUUGAACGCAGUAAAUCGUGCAAACAUCAUGUUUCAUUUGGUGGAACAUCAGAUGAUUCUGAUUUUAUACAACAUAUUGUUCCGUAUAUUGAUUUACAAGAAAUAGUUACUGAUCCACCUGAACCGAUUCGCGGAAUCGGUUGGUACUACAGAGGCUGUUCUGAAUCUGGAGGAUUUUUGGCUUUGAGAAUUUGGAAAUGAGAAUAAUUAAUCAACGAACAAUUUACAUUGAACGAAAAAUGUUGAUGUAAAAUAAAUAUAAGUACCUGCUAAGGUUUCGAAGUAAAUGAAAUAUUGUCAGAUAUAAUUAGAAUAAUUUUUUAUGACUUCGAAACGCAGACAUCUACCAAGUCGAUUUUUUAAAGUUAUACUGAUAUUAAUAGCAAAACGUUUUCAAAAAAGUAUGAACUUUUUACAGUUGGAAGUUACUAAGCAAAUAUAAUGUAAAUUAAUUGAAAGACACAACAAUCAUGUUGUUGCAAGUUGUGUUUUAUAGACAAAAUCAAAGCUAUUCAUUUUCGGAGCAAUGGAAAAUUUUGUAAAA